GGCACCUUCCUUGGUUAUCAUUGUAAAAUAUUCGUCAACCUACCACAAUGUUCUGUAAACUUAUUCUGGGGUUGUUCCUGGUGGUAGCUGCAAGCUAUGCUGAGGAAUUCGAGAACGAUAUACCCGAGAAAUGCAGGAGCAUGUCCGUCACCCCCGUAGCCUGCCCGUUCCCAUCGCGCGACGGCCUGCACCCGCACCCGGACGCCUGCGACCUGUUCUAUUACUGCCCGCCGGGCCACGUGGCGCCCAUCUGCCGGCAGUGCCCGGCUGGGCUGCACUUCAACCCGGACACGCAUGUCUGCGAUCACCCGGGCCGCUCUGGAUGCCGUUAAUAGUACCCCCAACCGGGGUCCCUUUGUUUCACAUAAUUAUUGAGUCAUAAUGUAAAGCUCGCUCCAGACUACGCGGUGCGAAGCCGCGAACGCGAGUGUGGAGUUGCGCCGUGAUUCUCGCAUGAGUGUGGAGAGACCUUAAUGAUUGUCAUAUUAUCAUUAGUCAUAAUUCUACUGAAACCGUUAACUUUUCAGGAUUUUCCUCGGGUUAUCCCAUAGAUAGGUUAGGUUAGGUAUCUUUUAUGGCAAUCCUGAAAAGUUACGCGUUUCUGAGAAAAACCAAAUUAUGACUAAUGAUAAUAUGACAAUCAUUACAUUAUGACUUUCAAUAAUUAUGUCAAACAAUAGAGACCCUUUCCAACCUGAUAUUGCAAUGGAUACUUACUGAUAGGUACUGAAGAAAUGAGGGCUAUCGUUUUUUUGCUCACCAGUUGGCGCCUCUGUUGAUGGUGGUCCAAAAGACUAAAGAACAGCUGUCAGUCAUUUAAGUGACAUUUGACAUUUCGAACUAUGGAAAAGACCACCAUCUACACUAGCGCCCCUAGCGGCGAAUUCAUACGCGUUAGCCCUCAUUUAGAUGCCAUCAUUAUUAAUAUAACAGCAUUAUUCGAACGA
Cydia strobilella is the source of this 947-nucleotide messenger RNA. RefSeq names its product peritrophin-1-like. Gene Ontology annotation, molecular function: chitin binding. The record is from RefSeq and is a predicted model, not a curated record. The transcript has 2 exons. Gene Ontology annotation, cellular component: extracellular region. Bases 48 to 332 code for a protein of 94 amino acids. Lineage: Eukaryota; Metazoa; Arthropoda; Insecta; Lepidoptera; Tortricidae.